Molecule: messenger RNA, 827 nt
Organism: Brienomyrus brachyistius
Lineage: Eukaryota; Metazoa; Chordata; Actinopteri; Osteoglossiformes; Mormyridae
Gene: mrto4
Product: MRT4 homolog, ribosome maturation factor
Exons: 8
Coding region: 225-806 (193 amino acids)
Biological process (GO): nuclear-transcribed mRNA catabolic process; ribosomal large subunit biogenesis; ribosomal large subunit assembly
Cellular component (GO): preribosome, large subunit precursor; nucleolus
Molecular function (GO): RNA binding
Source: RefSeq, a predicted model, not a curated record
AUAUGUGUUCGGAAAACACGUGAGUUCAGUCCCAUUGUGGACUGCAAGCUCUCUCUUUCUGCAUUUCAAAGAAUUUUACUGCACAUAAGAAACUCACGUGCGAUGGACCCGUCUCUUUAACGAAAACAACCAAGAAGGGAUUGGAAACCAAACAGAACUUAAUAGAGGAGUUUCGAAAAUGUGUGGACACGUACAGAAAUUUAUUCGUUUUCUCUGUUGCCAAUAUGAGGAACAACAAAUUAAAAGACAUUCGAACAGCAUGGAAACACAGCAGAUUUUUCUUUGGAAAAAAUAAAGUCAUGAUGGUUGCACUGGGGAAAGGACCAACAGAUGAAUACAAAGAUAAUUUACACAAGGUCAACAAGUUCCUGAAGGGAGAAGUAGGGGUAUUGUUUACAAAUAAGACCAAGGAAGAAGUUCAGGAAUAUUUUGCUCAUUUCAAGGAAUUGGAUUUUGCACGGGCAGGAAACAAGGCGACCAUGUCAGUGAGUCUGGAUGAAGGACCCUUAGAGCAGUUUCCUCACUCCAUGGAACCGCAGCUGAGGCAGCUGGGAUUGCCCACUGCACUGAAAAAAGGAGUGGUCACACUACUCAAAGACUACGAUGUUUGUAAAGAUGGAGACAUCUUGACCCCAGAGCAGGCCCGCAUUCUUAAACUUCUUGGCAUCGAGAUGGCUGAAUUCAGGGUAUCGAUUAAGUGCAUGUGGAACUCAGAAACAGGGGAGCUGGAGCAGACGGAGGAGGGCGAAGAGGAGGAGGUGACCAUGGAGGCUUCAGGAGAAGACGACAGAGAAAACGAUGAAUAAACAGAGGACUUUCAAGAUCUA